This is a messenger RNA of Saccoglossus kowalevskii, 765 nucleotides long. RefSeq lists its product as uncharacterized. NCBI's taxonomy places the organism in Eukaryota, Metazoa, Hemichordata, Enteropneusta, Harrimaniidae. The record is from RefSeq and is a predicted model, not a curated record.
AUGCUAUACCAUAAUACUCGUAUCGCUAUAUUGGCUCACCCGAGAUCAUUGUCAACAGCUUUGGAAUUCAGCUUCAAUAAUAGACAAGACACAACCAUUAUCCAUGCACCUUACAGAUCUGUGGAGGUGAGGUUUAACCGAAGGACUACAUCUUUUGCCGAAAUUCGCGGUUACAGAUCUAGAUUUAUGGAGAUCAAACUAAUGCUCGAGGAUGCAAAUCUAGGUAAAGAUAUAGUCGUAUGGAAAGAAACAAGCUGUCUCUACAAAGAGCUAUACCCAAUGGGUUAUACGCCUAUUUUUCUUGUCCGUGAUCCUCGAUACAGCAUUCCCAGCUAUAGAAAAAUGGUACUCGAUGUGUCUGGUGGAGUGUCUGAUGAAGUGCCUUACUGUGGCGGUCUGAAAGAACUUCACAACAUAUUUAAUUAUUUAACCAAAACAAAUUGCCAUGAUCCUGUUGUUAUUGAUGCCCACGAUCUCUCACGGUAUCCUGAGAAGAUUCUGCCAACUGUCUGUGAGAAGGUUGGCAUUGAGUUCAAUGUCUCGAUGCUGCACUGGAAACAAAACAACACUGAUCACUGGGACCCUGUUUGGAAUGGUGCUUUAAAAAUAGCUUACUCAAAUGUCAAGCAAAGUCAGGGUUUCAUUCCCAGAGAGGAACACAAUGUCGAUUUGUCAGUGUUACCAGAUUCAUUACGAGCGAGCAUAGAAGCAGCUAUCCCUAUUUAUGAUUCCUUAUAUGAAAUGUGUAUUAAACCUAAUGAAUAA